AUGGGCGCCUAUCUCUAUGGGCGCCUAUCUCUACGGGCGCCUAUCUCUAUGGGCGCCUAUCUCUAUGGGCGCCUAUCUCUAGGGGCGCCUAUCUCUAGGGGCGCCUAUCUCUAUGGGCGCCUAUCUCUAUGGGCGCCUAUCUCUAGGGGCGCCUAUCUCUAUGGGCGCCUAUCUCUAUGGGGGCCUAUCUCUAUGGGCGCCUAUCUCUAUGGGCGCCUAUCUCUAUGGGCGCCUAUCUCUAUGGGCGCCUAUCUCUAUGGGCGCCUAUCUCUAUGGGCGCCUAUCUCUAUGGGCGCCUAUCUCUAUGGGCUCCUAUCUCUAUGGGCGCCUAUCUCUAGGGGCGCCUAUCUCUAUGGGCGCCUAUCUCUAUGGGCGCCUAUUUCUAUGGGCGCCUAUCUCUAUGGGCGCCUAUCUCUAUGGGCGCCUAUCUCUAUGGGCGCCGAUCUCUAUGGGCGCCUAUCUCUAUGGGCGCCUAUUUCUAUGGGCGCCUAUCUCUAUUGGCGCCUAUCUCUAGGGGUGCCUAUCUCUGGGUGCCUAUCUCUAGGGGCGGCUAUCUCUAUGGGCACCUAUCUCUAUGGGCGCCUAUCUCUAGGGGCGCCUAUCUCUAUGGCCGGCUAUCUCUUUGGGCGCCUAUCUCUAGGGGCGCCUAUCUCUUGGGGCGCCUAUCUCUAUGGGCGCCUAUCUCUAUGGGCGCCUAUCUCUAUGGGCGCCUAUCUCUAUGGGCGCCUAUCUCUAGGGGUGCCUAUCUCUAUGGGGCGCCUAUCUCUGGGCGCAUAUCUCUAUGGGCGCCUAUCUCUAGGGGCGCCUAUCUCGAUAGGCGACUAUCUCUUUGGGCGCCUAUCUCUAUGGGCGCCUAUCUCUAUGGCCGCCUAUCUCUUGGGGCGCCUAUCUCUAGAGCGCCUAUCUUUAGCGGCGCGUAUCUCUAGGGGCGCCUAUCUCUAUGGGCGCCUAUCUCUAGGGGCUCCUAUCUCUAUGGGCACCUAUCUCUAUGGGCGCCUAUCUCUAUGGGCUCCUAUCUCUAUGGGCACCUAUCUCUAUGGGCGCCUAUCUCUAGGGGGGCGCCUAUCUCUAGGGGCGCCUAUCUCUAUGGGCGUCUAUCUCUAUGGGCGCCUAUCUCUAGGGGCUCCUAUCUCUAUGGGCGGGCGCCUAUCUCUAGGGGCGCCUAUCUCUGUGGGCGCCUAUCUCUAUGGGCGCAUAUCUCUAUGGGCGCCUAUCUCUAUGGGCGCCUAUCUCUAUGGGCACCUAUCUCUAUGGGCGUCUAUCUCUAUGGGCACCUAUCUCUAG
Closterium sp. NIES-65 is the source of this 1284-nucleotide messenger RNA. Lineage: Eukaryota; Viridiplantae; Streptophyta; Zygnematophyceae; Desmidiales; Closteriaceae. The record is from the annotation of a GenBank genome assembly.